CCCUGUCCCUCCCUCCAGAGGAACCCCCACCUUCUGGGAACCUCUAGGGUUUCUCUGACCUCUGCAGUAGGCCAGCCUUCAGAGGGCAAGGAAGAGCUUCCUGGUUGGUGAAGGAAAGACAGAAAAAGGCCAGCCAUGUCGAACCUCAUGUACAAUAAAAUGUGGCACCAGACCCAAGAGGCCCUCAAUACUCUGCUGGACAAGGAGUCUCAGAAGAUGACCGAACCAGAAAGAAACAAGGUCAUAGUCUUCCAGAUGUUAGCCACCUUCUACAUAAAGUAUGUGCAGAUCUUCAGGAACAUGGAGAAUGUCUACGACCAGAUCGUCCAUCCACAGAAACGCAUGCUGAUCCGCAAGGUCCUGGAUGGAGUGAUGGGUCGCAUUCUGGAACUGAAGAACGAGAUGGUCGAGUUGGAGCUGACAGAGUUCCAUUAUUUUGACGAUAUCUUACAGGACCUGAAGUUGGCGCCGCAACAGUUGGAUGUCCCCAUACCUAGGUAUUUUUUGAAGGAGAGGUUGGAAGUCAUAAAAGGAAGAGAGAAGACCCUCGCUCAGAUCUUAAGUGAAUGUGGAUUGGACCUCCCCAAAGUGAAAUAUACUGUAAAGAGCCUAGCAUUAGAAGAGGCUAUUAAAUUGAUCCAGAUCGCGGAGCGAGCAAGGCAGGGCCGCCUCAGGGCGAUGUUCAUGAGGCAGAUCUUCCUCCAGGAGUGCAGAGCCAAGGAGAUCAAGCUGCUGGGCCACAGACUAGCUGACACAGGCCUGGCGGCUCUGCAGAUUCAGAAAGUUUGGCGAGGUUUCCAUCAAAGCAAGAAGACAGUGAAGGAGAGGGAAGAGGAGAUGGUAUUCCUGGGGAUGAAGCCACCCCCUCUCUUUAACGAAGUCAGUGCUGCCAUCGUCCAGUCCGAACACGUGACCCACCUGCGGAAUGAGGUGCAGCUGAAACACGAGCAGAACUACCAGGAAGCCUUGGUCAAUAUCAAGGAGGAGCUGAGGCUAAUGGAAGGCCAGGACAUCAAGGAGCAGCUUCAAGACCAGAUCCGGCAGUGGUUCAUUGAAUGCAGGAAUUUAACAGGUACAUUUCCAGACUACCCCAACGAAGAAGAAGGAGGCUCAGCUAUCAUCUUCUCCAACAAGACCCCAGAACAGGUUAUUGAGGAUAUUUUAGCCAGUCAAGAGGAAGAAGAAAAACUCAAAAAGAAAAAGAAAAAAGAGGAGAAAAAGGAGAAUCCCAAAAAAGGCAAAAAAGAGAAGGAGAAGAAAGGCAGCACGAAAGAAAAGGCUACAAAGGAAGAAGAUGAGGAAUGGAAGAUGUCACCAAGCCUUUUCCUUCAACUGAUGGAGGAAGGAAAUAGCUUAUACAAAGACAUGUGGCUGAAUAAAGAUGAAUCUUGGAAUUUUCCUCAAGACUAUGACCCAGAAAUGAUCAAGGAGGAGAAACGGAAGGAACUAGAGUUGGAGAUAAGGGUUCAGGUUGACGAGUUGAUGCGACAAGAGCUGAAAAACCUCAAGCUGGCUGUGAACAGAGAGAAGGAGCUCCCAGCCCGGGGGAAGAAAGGGAAGCAGGGUAAAGGAAAGAAAGGCAAGAAGAAAGGAAAACGGGGAAAGAAAGACAAGGACCUAACAGCUGACAGGACCAUCGAGUCUCUCUACAAGGAACUGGUUGAAGAAGGCCUGCUGAUCCAGGCGCUGAAGGUUAACCUCUCCGAUUACAUCGGUGAGUACAGCUACCUGGGGACCACUCUGCGCCAGGUAGCCGUAGAGCCCAUGCCGUCCCUCCUGGAUGUCAAACAACUCAUCACACUGUACGGGAUCCUGCCUUUGGGGUCCCCAGAAGUGCACGAGAAAGCCCCCUUGGUGAAGUCGCUGCUGUUGGCCGGGCCUCCAGGGGUGGGGAAGAAAAUGCUGGUCCACGCCAUCUGCACAGAAACGGGAGCUACCCUCUUCAACUUGUCUGCUUCCAACAUCGCGGGGAAGUACCCCGGCAAAACCGGCCUGCAGAUGAUGCUACACUUGGUUUUCAAGGCUAUGAGGAUUUUACAAGAUGUAAUUUUUGACUUGGCUGAGGACCUUGCGGUCAUCCCCUGCCUGUCAGCUUGGAGUGUAGUAACCAGUAUGGCUGCACACACUAUCCAGGUUGGGCACUGGGCUGAACCUGCCUUUCAGAGCUAUAAGAAACGGGGAAGGACGUGUUCAGAAUGCAUGCGACAGCCAGAGGUCAACCUUGGGUGUCAUUCUUCAGAUGCCACCUCGUUGGAGGAGACGGAGACAGGGUCUCUCACUGGUCUGGACUCACCAGGUGGGCGCUUUGAAGAAAUUGUUAGGUGUGUGGCAAUUAUUCGCAUGCCUUGGUUUAGUCCAGGUCCCAACUCUGCCAUGAAGCCCUGUUGCUCUAGCAAGGCUCAGAGCCACCGUCCUGCAGGGGAGCCCCGUCACAAAGGUGGCUCGCCAGUUCAGCGUCUGUGGUUGUGGAUCCAAGCCACGGAGAAAACCUUCUACAAAAAAGUCCCGCAGGCUGAGAGGCAGAAUGAACCAAAACGCCUGAAAAAGCACCUCCCCAAACUCCUGAAGCUCCUGAAGCCGGAUGAUAGGAUCCUGAUAGUGGGGACCACACACCGCCCCUUUGACGCUGAGCUCCAGUCCUUCUGCAGAGUUUACCAAAAGAUUAUUUUGGUUCCCCGCCCCGACUACGCUUCCAGAUAUGUUCUGUGGAAGCAAAUCAUCCUGCGCAAUGGAGGCGUGCUCACCAAUGCCUUGAACAUCAGUUGCCUGUCUAAAGUCACCGAUGGCUUCACGCAGGGGCAGAUCGUCAAAGUGAUCAAAGAGGUCCUCACAGACCGCAGGAUCCGGCAGCAGCCGCACAAGCCCCUCACGGCCGUCGAGUUCAUCACCAUGAUGACCAGCAUGAGCCCCGUGUACAAGGAGGAAGAAGAGAGUUUUAAGAACUGGUAUGCCAAAACCCCUCUCGGGAAGAAGCGAAUCUUGUCGCUAACGAUCGGCGGCAACAAAGACAAGGAGAAGGAUAAAGGCAAGAAGAAAGGGAAAAAGGGGAAAAAGAAGUAGUUUCUUCCUCAGGAGCCACCCUGAGCGUCUUUGAGAUGGUGACGGCCCCAGCUCAUCGGGGAGAGGCUCACCCCUGCCCACCCGGGGAUGCCCAAGGAGAAGCUAAGAUGCAAGCAGCCAUUCCCAGUCACUGCCCGCUAACCACUGUGCUUGUUCAGCCACCCUUUAGGAGUCUGGACACUAAGGAAGAUGUCCUUUACAGCCAUUUCUGCUGCUUGCCACUGUCCCUUAACUCCUGCGAAGUCUGUCUAUAAUUUAAAUUUGCUUCCCACGUGACCCGCACUCUCCCCAGCUCACGCACCUGUCAGUAUUAGCUCCAAGAUGACAACAUGCUUCAGAGGUCUCUCCUGUGACGAGAGCCCCGUCACUGUGUUGUCGAUACUAGCUGUUUAUUAACCCAUAUGCACUGUAUAUUUUAUUGCACAUAUUUUAAAUAAAUUAAUUAUUUGCUGUAGUAAUAAAUAUCACAUAAUGAAAUAAAGCUGUUGCCCUUGAA
Molecule: messenger RNA, 3556 nt
Organism: Arvicola amphibius (Eurasian water vole)
Lineage: Eukaryota; Metazoa; Chordata; Mammalia; Rodentia; Cricetidae
Gene: Drc11
Product: IQ motif containing with AAA domain 1
Exons: 22
Coding region: 136-3060 (974 amino acids)
Molecular function (GO): ATP hydrolysis activity; ATP binding
Source: RefSeq, a predicted model, not a curated record